Gryllus bimaculatus (two-spotted cricket) is the source of this 3122-nucleotide messenger RNA. Lineage: Eukaryota; Metazoa; Arthropoda; Insecta; Orthoptera; Gryllidae. The record is from the annotation of a GenBank genome assembly.
ACUACAUGCUAGUGUUGGCAGACCUGUUUGUUGCCUCAUCACUCCAGUACGUACACAGCACUUCACAGCUGGUCUGGUCACAAGACUUGGGAGCCAGAGACGUCCGAAUUGUGAAUCGUAAAUUAUUUCAGUUGUUGUAGUGUCUUCUGGAAGAGAAGAUGGGGUUGCAAGGUGUGGGGUUUAUAGGCUUAUGCCUAUUAUUUGUUGGAACAGUACAGUCUGCAUCUAUUGAAAUCAUAGACUCUUCGCCUCCUGUGAAUUCCAGAUUUUGUGUUAGGGGUCCUUCGUAUUGGUGUAAAAAUAUCACUACUGCAAAAGACUGCAAUGCAGUGAAACAUUGCAUUCAGACAGUGUGGGAACAACAGACAUUGCCUGCUGAUAACGAUAAUGUGUGUCAAAUAUGUAAAGAUAUGGUUGCCCAGGCUCGGGCACAGCUUGAAAGUAAUGAAACCCAGGAAGAAUUACGAGAGGUGUUUGAAGGAUCAUGCAAACUAAUUCCUAUAUCGAUUGUACAGAAAGAAUGUAUCAAACUGUCUGAUGAGUUUAUUCCUGAACUUGUUGAGACACUUGCAUCUCAAAUGAACCCCCAAGCUGUCUGUGCUGUUGCUGGGUUAUGUAAUAAUGCACGCAUUGAUGCAUUAUUGAGCUCUUCAAGUGACAGCAACUCCGAUGAAAUAUCAAACGAAAUUACAUCCCCUGAGAAGUGCCAUGACUGUUCGUUUGUUGCUAGACAGAUUGAGCAAAAUCUGCUGAGAACUCCGAAAGAAACAAUUUUAAAUAAUUUUGUUGAGGCUUGUGGAAGACUUGGCAGUUUCUCAGAUGGCUGUGCUGCUGUUGUGAUCACUCAUUUUGAAUCUCUCUAUUCACAUUUAAUGAAGAACUUCAAUGGUGAUGGUCUUUGUCAUUUGUCUGGAAUGUGUCAAUUUAAGUUCCACACUCACGAACCUGACGAAACUAUUGAAGGCAUUGAAGUGGUUCAUACAUCAUCGGUUGGUAUGUUGAAACCUGAGAAGAAGGAUGGAGCUUGUGAAAUGUGUCAACAAUUGGUUUUGCACCUUCGGGAUUUCCUUGUUGCUAAUACUACAGAAACCGAGUUUGAACAGGUUCUGAAGGGGCUUUGUGGACAAUUCAAGUCUUUUAAAGCACAGUGUUUGAGCAUUGUGGAAGAGUACUAUGCUGUCUUUUAUGACUUUUUGGUCAGUGAAUUGGAUGCUAAAGGUGCAAAAGAAUUAUGCAGUCUUCUUGCAAUUUGCAGGCCUCCAACUGUGAAAGGGGGUCCUCUCUGGCCACUGGUCCCCACCGAGGCAGUCCACAAUUAUGAAGCACACAAGGCUGCAGCUGGUAUUCCAGAAAGUCGUCCAAUUGUUGGUCAAGAUGAAGCUAACAGUAUGAAUAUCCUACACAGGGUGCCUCUUAAUGGUGAUGGUGUAGGUGUCAGAAUUGCUGAUGGUAAUUCAUGGGCUGCUCCUUUGCCAGUUGAGAGAAUGCUGCCUCAGAGUGUCACAUAUGUUUCCAACAAACAAUUAUGCACAUUCUGUGAAUAUUUACUGCAUUACCUUCAAGUUGCUCUGACUUCCCCUGCAACUGAGUCUGAAAUUCGCAAAGUUGUUGGUGAAGCUUGUGAUCAUCUUCCUCACACCAUUGAUGAUCAGUGUCGCUCAUUCGUUGACACUUAUGGUGAUGCCCUUGUGGCUUUGUUGGCUCAAGAAAUAGAUCCAUCGCAGGUGUGUCCAAAACUUGGUCUGUGCCCUGAGUCUCAAGUGCUGGUGGACUUAACACAUGUUGUCAAUGAUAAACCAACUUGUCCUCUGUGCCUCUUUGCUGUUGAAGAAUUAGUAACUAAACUCAAGGACAAUAAAACUGAGGAGGGAAUAAGGAAAGCAUUGGAUGAACUGUGUGAAGAUCUUCCCAAAUCCUUGGUUGGUGAAUGUCGCACAUUUGUAGAAAACUAUUCUGAGGAAUUGGUGGAUAUGAUAGUGGCAGAUUUCACUCCUCAGGAAGUGUGUUCAUAUUUGAAACUGUGUGAUCCUCCUUCCAUUUCAUCAGCACCUGUUUCUUCAGUUGAUGAAAUUAUGACCAAUGAUGUUCAGUUACCAAUAAAGAGAUUAUUGCCUCAAACAGUUGUUAAUGCAGAGCUAGAACAAAUGCAAUCAAAUGUAGAAGAUUCCACAUCUUGUGUUUUGUGCGAGUUUGUGCUUUCAAAGAUUGAUUCUGCCUUGAAAGAUAAAACAACUGAGGAUGAGAUUAAACAUGUUGUUCACGAUGUAUGCAAUUGGAUGCCUAAAACUGUGGUUGCCGAGUGCAAUAAGUUUGUUGAUCAGUAUGCUGAUCUUGUUAUUACUUUGUUGGCACAAAAUAUUGAUCCGAAAGAAGUCUGUACAGAAAUAAAACUCUGUGCGUCGAAAUUGCAACAUGUUCCAGAUAGCUCAUUGGAUCAGUGUGUAAUGUGUGAUGCACUUAUGGGUGCACUGGAAGGUGCAAUGCAAGAUCCUACUAUUGAUAAAGAUGCAGCAAAGGCUUUACAGAAAAUGUGUACUUUAAUCCCAAAGAAGGAUGAGGAUAAGUGCAAAUCUAUGGUUAAAAUUUAUGGACCAAGCAUUCUGAAUCUCUUGGCCAGAGAAACUCCAAUCAAUUACAUUUGUGAGAAACUUGGUCUCUGCCCUCAAAACAGACAAGUUGUUGGAUUGCUUGGUGGAAAAAGGUGUACUUGGGGACCAGGAUAUUGGUGUCAAUCUGUCUCUCAUGCUAAGGCAUGCGGGGCAAUUGCUCAUUGUCAAGAAAGAGUAUGGAAAGCAGAUAAGCCAGCCGAGUAGUGAAAAAUAAGGAGACUGAAAUAAUUUUGUUUUGUAUGUGUGUGUGUGUUUUUUUUUAAAGAAAGAAGUCUAUUCAGUCAAGGCACUUGUGUUGUGAUUUAAUUUUUGAAUCUUGAUAUAUUUCUUCUGAUAAUUUUUAACUAAUGUGAAUGUGUACUGUGAUAAUGAUCAACUAGUUAUUCCAAUUAGUUUUAAUCUUUCCCUACACUGAAAUGAUUGAACAUUGUUCUCAAAUGUAUUUAAAAUUAUUCCUUGGAAAUAUAGAUACUUUUAUUGUACAUGAACAAAGAAUAAAAGUAUAAAACUGGC